UUUUCGCGCAAGGAAACGCGUCCUGGUCCUGGCGCGCCAAAUUUCAAAGCACUUCCUGGGGAGAGGAGGCGAUAAGAUUUACUACGGAGCACAAAUAAAAGACAUAUGUAGCGUUUUACAAAUUAUAUACCUUCAUAAUUUGGAAUGAAGACCAGCAAAUGACGGCAUCUGGCCCGGCGCUGCACAUCCACUUUUAAUACUUCCCCUACCUAGAAAUUUAGCACAGAAAUAUCUGUGCUGCGACUUUUUAGUGUGUCCUCCAGAUAUUUUAAUAAUGUCUAGUGUGUCAGAUGUUAUUUCCUGUGUGUAAUAAUUUAUUUAUAAGGGUCCUACUCAAAAGAGUCUUUCUGAGUGGAGAGUCUUCGAUGGAGGACGUUUAGCCCAGUGUUAUGUGAGAGGCCCAGCUGUUGCCGGUGGUGUUGCAGAUUUUUGCCACAUUUAUUUGUGGGAUGUCAAAAUGUCGUCAGGAGUCCAGCCGUGUUUCCAGCUGUUGAGGAUUGGAUUGUCUAAUACAAACAAUAGUAAUGCCCAUGGAAAUGAGUCCUCAGACUCUGCGCGUGACCUGUACACUUUCCGCCCCGCGCUGACCCAGUGUGUGUUCCGGUUGGGACGGGCCACAGAGCUCUGUGAUGUCACUCUGGAGUCAAUGAUCGUGUCCCGUAUCCAUGCCGAGCUCCAUGUGGAAAGAGAAACUGACGUGUCUGGAGAAGAGGGCUGGAAAGUUCAAGUGAAAGACCGCAGUAGCUAUGGAACAUGGGUAAAUGACAUGCGCCUCCAACAAGGGGUGUUAAAGGAAAUCUUUGAUGGCGACACACUGACCAUCGGUGGCCAAUCAGGACGAGCUAGCCCAGAAUUCUACUUCCUCUUCCAGAAAGUACGGGUUCGCCCACUGGACUUUGAUGCCAUUACUGUGCCCAAAGCGGGUUCCUUCUCCUCUGACAUUAAGAACCGAAUCAGAACGUGCUCAGACCGUAAAACAGACCCCGCCGUGGACAUUUCAAAGCUGUCCAUCAACAGAGCCACGGUCAUCCUCAACUCCAUCGGCAGCCUGAGCAAGAUGAACGGCAGCUGCUGGACUUUUAAGAAAAGUGAAAAAACAACCACCUUGAAUACUCCAGUAUUCAACGCUUUGGCCCCGCCCACCACCCCGCCUCCUUUCCAGGCUGUUGGCGAGAUUUCAUCUAAGUCUGUCCCGCCGUCCUCAAAGAGCCGACGCAAGUCAGCCCACACGGUUCUGCUGGAGGACGACAGUUCAGAUGAUCCUGCGGGCCGCAGAGACAUGGAGGACGGGAGGAGAGUACAAGCAAAGAAAAGACGGCGGCUUUACAAAUCAGAGUCAGAGGUGUUUCAACCCCCUCUACCCAAACUGGAGCAGAAUUGCCGGUCACAGUUUGAUGUGUCGAGACACACCGGCAGCGUUUUCAAUGUGACACCGAACAGGCAGUUCAAUCAUGUUGUGAACAUGAGUCACACCACAGGAAACGGCAUCAGUUUGACUCCCCUCCGCCAGCAGAAGCCCUGCUUGUCUGGUCCUGGAAGGAGACCAAGAGCAAACAGCUCUCCAAUAUACUCUUCCCUGGGGAUGGGAAGUGAGAAUUACAAUCUGACCUCCCCGUCAGCGAGGAUGACCAAGACAGAGAAGGCGAGGGGGGUGAUUUCUCGCUUUCAGGCCUCAACUGGGCGACGACGUGGAAGGCCUAGAAAACACCCGCUGCCACGGCCUUCUCUGCCUUCUCCCUCAUCAUCAUCUUCCUCCAGCUCCUCCUCUUCCUCAUCAUCUUCUUCUUCAUCCUCUGAUGACGAUGACGAUGUUGACGUGGGGGUCGCGCAGGGCGUGGAACCUUGCGCAGCGGCACACUGUCGUCUCCCGCAGCAGGACACCGUGCAGUGGAUCCAGUGUGACGACUGCGACGCCUGGUAUCACCUCGACUGCCUGCCGCACAACCACAACCGAGACUCGCUGCUGUUCGACCCCAAUGCAGACUUCCACUGCGGCUGCCACCGAGCCAGAAACCGCUGAGUCCAGGAAUCAUCAAUGCUUCCUCUCAUUUAAGCCUCUGUAAUAAACCAAAUGCUUUCAGACAUGUUGUUAUUACAAUCAAAUUCAUUGGGACUGGCAGAUAUGUUGCUUCUUGGCAUUCACCAUGCAAAUGAUGGCGAGUUAAUGUUUUCUGCCGUGGUGCUAAUUGCUUUGAAUGGUGAUUUAAACUGAUUUGGAUCAUAUGAGGGUGUUGGAUUUGCACACCAGCUUCAGUACGCACUGCAUCCCAUUAGAACUCAACACUGGAUGCCUUCUAACAGUUUAUGAUAUAUGUAUUCAGUAUACACAAGGAUGUAAUCUUCUAAAAGCUAAAAAUCAAAUAUGUAUGAAUAUAAAUGUUUUUUUGUGGGAUUUUAUAUUUUCAGAAGUAUGGGUUUAUGAAUUUAAGAGACUGAGUCUUUGGAUUCAAAUACUGAAUUAGACUUGGAUAGGCUUUGUUAACUAGAUACAAGUUGUUACCAACAUAAUGGCUGGUAUAUAAUAUGUUAUCAUUAAAUACUGUAUGGGAGGUUUUAAAUGGGUGAUGAGAAUAUACACAUGCAGUUAUGAAGAUGUGCUGUCUUAUUCAAGAGUUUCAUAAGCAUUAAUUUCAGAACAUUUAAUAACAGCUAAAUCUGAAAUCACUCCAGAAGCGAAGUGAAGUGCAAACAUUUCUAUGUGUGCACACACGAUUGUCAGUUGUUUAUUGUAAUGUGGCCUGUUAAUAACAUAAGUUUUGAUUCUGAUCUCGACUAACCCUGUGUAGAUGUAUAUCUGUCUAUAAGAAUAGAAUUUCUGUGGUAUGAAUGUUUAAAGAUACUUUCACUGUCUUCACUUUAACUCAACAUUCUAAAAAUGACAAAUGACUUCUGUCACCAUGUUUGUCUUGUUGGGAAUCAAGGGCUGAAUAAAGAAUUCUAUAUUUAAAA
This is a messenger RNA of Ctenopharyngodon idella (grass carp), 2949 nucleotides long. RefSeq names its product transcription factor 19 (SC1), like (gene tcf19l). NCBI's taxonomy places the organism in Eukaryota, Metazoa, Chordata, Actinopteri, Cypriniformes, Xenocyprididae. Gene Ontology annotation, biological process: regulation of gene expression. The record is from RefSeq and is a predicted model, not a curated record. Gene Ontology annotation, cellular component: nucleus. The transcript has 4 exons. The coding region runs from base 458 to 2020 and encodes 520 amino acids. Gene Ontology annotation, molecular function: protein binding.